This is a messenger RNA of Entrophospora candida, 579 nucleotides long. NCBI's taxonomy places the organism in Eukaryota, Fungi, Glomeromycota, Glomeromycetes, Entrophosporales, Entrophosporaceae. The record is from the annotation of a GenBank genome assembly.
AUGUAUAUAGACCUUAUUCUUCCAAUUAUUGAUCUUGGUUUAUACUUGAAAGAUAAGAAUUCUGAAUUGGCAAUUGAAGAAUGUCAUAAAACAGCAAAAGCAUUAAAAGAUUAUGGUGCCUUAUUGAUUAAAGAUCCUCGUGUGACGGAAGAUGAUAAUUCCAGGUUUUUAACAAAACUUAAAGAUGCGCGUCCAGAAGUUGGAUACCAAGUUGAUGCAACACCUGAAUUGAUAGAAGAACCAAAAUGUCAUCGUGAUAUUAAUUGUCAAAAGAUAAUUGAACAAAUCCCAAAAGAAAGUCGACCUUUGAUUUCAGAAAGACCUGAUCCAAAAUGGAGAUUUUUUUGGAGAAUUGGUGAGCUUCCUGAACAAACAAAGUUUCCACAACUUAAUUCUGAUCCUGUUGUGCCUGAAGCUGUUGUAGAUCUGGUGGAAAUGACAUCUGUUGGAUUUGGAAUGCCUGCAAAUUAUUUACCAGAUCUUACAAAAAAAGGACCACAUCUUUUAGCACCUACUAGAAGUGAUUUAAACAAAUAUGGAAAACUUGGAACCAUAUUAGCUGGUGAAUUGGCAAAAUAA